Stylonychia lemnae is the source of this 1464-nucleotide messenger RNA. The record is from the annotation of a GenBank genome assembly. Lineage: Eukaryota; Ciliophora; Spirotrichea; Sporadotrichida; Oxytrichidae.
AUGCAGAGCUAAUACUCCAAGUGUUGGUAAAGAAUAUCGAAAGAUAUAUUAAAAGACACCAAUAAUACAGGAGACCUCUACAUUAAAAAGAUCAUAGACUCCUAUAAGAAAACAAAGAAGGAUGAGUCCAUGCUAUUUGAGGAUUUUACUAAGGGUAGGUAUCUCAAGACAAGGAAAAAUAACUCCAACAAGAAUGUCAGAUUUGACAUUAGUAAUGCGCAAAACUCUACAAGCUAAAUUAGUCAAGGGGAAAUGUAGAGCAAUAAUAAUGAUAUAAGUCAAAUUUACACUUAUGACAAAGCUAAAGUAAGUUGGAACAAUCUUAAUAAUAAUCAUCCAGAUGGUGGCAAUAAAAAUUAAUAGAAUCAAAAUAAUCUUAACAACAAUGAUGAACCUAUUUAGAUAUAAGACAUGUCAGAUGAUUCCAUUAUAGAGGAAUCUGAAAGCAAUGGGAGAAAAGUCAAAAGAAUAGACUAUAUUCGAAUGAACAAAGAUUUAAUCAAGAAAAUUAAAACAAAUAACAAAAGUCUACAUAUCUUCUCCAAUCGUGCAAUAAAUAGUCCUCUUUCAAUCAAAAGUAAGCAAUCAUCAUCAAAAUCACGAAGCGGAAUAAGUUCCCCUCAGCCCUUAAGAUUAAAGAUAAAAAGUAAGGUAAGAUGCAAUCUUAAUCAGACUCAACUUAUUAAAUCAGAUCGAUCAGAUAUUUUAAGCAAGUAUCUGAUCUAACAAAAAUCAGGAGCAGUUGACUUAACCCCUAAAUAACCUAAUAAACAUCAAAUCAGACUUAAAAUCAAUAAUAUCAAGGAUGAAAAUCACCUGGUAUCAACUGAAUUCAAGAAAAAACUUAAAAAAUAUGCAGUUUUGAUCAAUAAAUAGCUGUUUAGUGACUCUAAAAACAUGAGUCCUACUUCUUCAUAGACUAAUAACAUCCUUAAGAGAUCUAAGUUUAAUGAAAAACUGCAGUAAUAGAUUAAACUUUAGGAUUAAUAUCAACUAGAUAACUUGAACAAGGAUAUAAUGGACAGGCAAUAUGUAAAUAAUACAGCCACUACUAAUAUUACGAAUUUCAUGUUAAGAGAUGAUACAAACACUGAGAUUGGAUUAGGUAUAGGUAGUGGAAGGGAAAGAAAUAAGAGGAUGAGUAAAAGUACAUAAAAUAUCACUGAUAUUUAUUGUAAAAGCAUUAGGGGUAGGAAGAGAUCAGAAGACAGCGCCAAUUUGACUCAAUACAUGAUACCUACUCCCACCAAUGCAUAGAAAUCAUUCAUUCAUCAUCACCAUCACAAGAAUAUACUAAGCUUGUAAGAUCUGCCUUAGUAAAUGAUGAGUGACGAUGUUAGAAAAGAGGAGAUUGAGAUUUUGGGAAUCAAAAGGAUUAGACUAAGAAAAAUGAGAGCUAUUGAUUAUCUGAAUUCUUUCACUAGCUAAUUUGAUCCCCUAUAAAAUACUUAGGCUGUCCAAUGA